AUGUCGGACGGUCACCGUAUCAGAGAGGCCGCUGGGAUGUUACUCGAGAUUAAAGAGUCUAGACAUGCGGUCAACGGUAACUAUAAUGAAUUUGCCAAGCAACGUGGCGAACUGAACGCGCCCAGCCCACUGUUACAACUCCCGCUCCAGUUUGCAUGGACUGCAGCUACUACCAUCAUGAUCAUCUCUGGGGGAACCACAACUGCUCUCAGGCCUGCUAUAUUGGUUGCGCGCCUGCACAAAGCAAGACUUAUUGGUAGCGGUCUGAUCAAAGACAGGCCUGCCGAUGCGAUCUUUCGGGACCAUUCGUUGAUCUGCGACGACAAUUUCUCGCACUGCAACCGUCCAGGAGCUUCCCACCUGGCUCUAGGGAAGACUAACAUAAAAUCAACGUUUUACGGGCUUAUAUCGAGAACAAAAGCUCCCUUUCAAAAGUCCACGGCGGCCUGGUUUGCUGAAGUGCCAUAUUGGGUUUUAUUUUCUCUGGACGCAUCUCUGAAGAGUCUAUUUCGGCUGCCAAAUGUUGACAAGAACAAGGCACGUGUAUUACCUCACUUACAGCAGAAGUCAAGACCUCCACCACCGCUCGUCUAUUUACUUGUGGAGCUGGACAAACAACUGUUCAGGGCCCCGCCCUUUACGAUACUGUUCGGGCGGAACAAGGGCGGAAUACCCUUAGAAUGGCGAGGGACUCGGGAGUCCGCUGCCAGUUCUGACAACGCCCCUGAGCUCAGCUCACGACUGUCGCACAUUUUUUGUAGAUUAUAA
Messenger RNA from Suillus subalutaceus, 768 nucleotides. RefSeq lists its product as uncharacterized. The record is from RefSeq and is a predicted model, not a curated record. NCBI's taxonomy places the organism in Eukaryota, Fungi, Basidiomycota, Agaricomycetes, Boletales, Suillaceae. Bases 1 to 768 code for a protein of 255 amino acids. The transcript is spliced from 8 exons.